Puccinia graminis f. sp. tritici CRL 75-36-700-3 is the source of this 429-nucleotide messenger RNA. RefSeq lists its product as uncharacterized. NCBI's taxonomy places the organism in Eukaryota, Fungi, Basidiomycota, Pucciniomycetes, Pucciniales, Pucciniaceae. The record is from RefSeq and is a predicted model, not a curated record. Bases 1 to 429 code for a protein of 142 amino acids. The transcript has a single exon.
AUGGACGUGGAUCCUGUAGCUCACUCUCGACGAUAUCCAGUUACUCCGCAAAUUGCCAGAGAACAGGUUUUAUCCAAAGAAGAGCGAAUCCAGCUUCUGACCAAGGAGCACAUACACCUUUGGAAGAGGUGCAUAGCAGCCCAACAGUCCGGCUCGAUGGAGGAUCUCAAGAUUCUACUCCAUCAAGCCCAGGACAGUCAGAAAGUUUUACAAAAACUAAUCCCCCGACAAGAGUUAGAGGAAUUUGUCAAGGGUUGGAACCCCUGGACGAUGAAGAAAGAGCUCUUUCCCCAAGAAAAAAGAGAGGGGAAAAAGAGGAGCUCCUCCUCCAAAGUGAAGAAAGAGGCUUACAACGAUCCUCUUCGAUGGAAGAAAGUCAUGCGCGGCUGCAACACUCUCGAAGCAGCCUACCGCCACAUGGCGGAUUAG